Molecule: messenger RNA, 1147 nt
Organism: Protobothrops mucrosquamatus (brown spotted pit viper)
Lineage: Eukaryota; Metazoa; Chordata; Lepidosauria; Squamata; Viperidae
Gene: MPV17L2
Product: MPV17 mitochondrial inner membrane protein like 2
Exons: 6
Coding region: 227-862 (211 amino acids)
Biological process (GO): mitochondrial ribosome assembly
Cellular component (GO): membrane; cytoplasm
Source: RefSeq, a predicted model, not a curated record
GCUUAGCCGUUUUAAUUAUUAAACCCAUUCUGUGAGUCCCUGUAGCCCCCACCAGUGGGGAUCGAACCUACUUCCGCUCUAGUAGCUGUAAUAGACUGGUAAGCUCGUACAUGUGACUCGCUGUUGCUUCAUGCCGGCCGGUUUCGUCCUUGGCUCUUCCGCCGUUGCAAAAAGCGCAACGCUCGACUGAGAUUGUUCCCUUUCACCUCAUUCUUGGAGAGCAGCCAUGCUUGCUCAUGGCAGACGAAUUUUCUCUGGACUUUCUGUCUAUUGGAAGCCUCUCUUCAGAGGCCGCCUCCUGCUGGUCACCAAUACAGUCAGCUGUGGGGGGCUUCUAGCGACAGGAGACGCAUUUCGCCAAUCCUGGGAGAUAAAGAAGGACUCUAAACAAAAAUGGGAUCGUGCACGGACAGCACGAAUGUUCACCAUCGGCUGCACUAUGGGUCCAAUGCUGCACUACUGGUACCUGUGGCUAGACAGGGCCUUGCCUGCUGCUGGCUUCAGCGGCAUCAGGACCGUCCUGAAAAAAGUUCUCAUUGAUCAGAUCGUUGCCUCUCCAGUCUUUGGAGUUUGGUAUUUCAUAGGGAUUGGAUCUUUGGAAGGACAGACUCUGGAGCAAAGCUGGCAUGAACUGGAGGAGAACUUUUGGGAAUUCUACAAGAUGGACUGGUGUGUGUGGCCACCAACACAGCUGAUCAAUUUUCUGUUCCUGCCACCCAAGUAUCGAGUGAUUUACAUGAAUGUCAUCACUCUAGGAUGGGACACUUACCUAUCAUACCUUAAAUUUCGUAAUAAAAAGCCAACGCUCAGCCAGGAUGAAGACUCUAAACCUUGCGCUUCUGAGAUCCAAACUACUGGAUGAAACGUGUGAAUAACCAAACUACUCUUUUAAAACUUGAAGAAAUCCGGCAUCUUGUUUUGAAAAAACAAAAACAAAACACUACAUUCUUCUAUGUAGGAAAUGGUGCCUGAAUGAUUCUGUUUUCUGCAAGCAGUUCUGAUUUUCCUUGCCAAAAACUCUGUAAAAAGAACAAGACUGAAAGCUCAGAGCACUUUUCCUCUGAUAGCCUGGUGUGCGUUGAAGCAGCGACCAGCAUCUAGCAGAAGUGCUAUCCCUUUAAAAGUACCAAAGUAUAAAUUUUCCUUA